This is a messenger RNA of Numida meleagris (helmeted guineafowl), 3038 nucleotides long. RefSeq names its product neurofilament heavy (gene NEFH). The record is from RefSeq and is a predicted model, not a curated record. Gene Ontology annotation, cellular component: axon; neurofilament. Gene Ontology annotation, molecular function: structural constituent of postsynaptic intermediate filament cytoskeleton. Gene Ontology annotation, biological process: axon development. The coding region runs from base 7 to 2508 and encodes 833 amino acids. The transcript has 5 exons. Lineage: Eukaryota; Metazoa; Chordata; Aves; Galliformes; Numididae.
GCCACCAUGAGCCUGGUGCUGGAGGCGAUGCUGGUCCCCCCGGGGGGGCUCCGCAAGGAGCCUUCUCGACUCGCGCCGCGUUCCGCCGCCUCCUCCAGCGGCUUCCACUCGUGGUCGGGACCCCCGGGCCCGGUGGGGCGAGCGCGGGGCGGCGGCGGGGGUAGCGCGGCCGCUUCCUCCACCGAGAGCCUGGACUCGCUGAACGGCGAACCGCGGGCGCGUAACGAGAAGGAGCUGCUGCAGGUCCUCAACGACCGCUUCGCCGGUUACAUCGAGAGGGUGCGGGCGCUGGAGCAGCAGAACCGGGCGCUGGCGGCCGAGGCGGCGGCGCUGCGGCAGCAGCAGGCGGGGCGCUCGGCCAUGGGCGAGCUGUACGCCCGGGAGCUGCGCGACAUGCGGGGGGCCCUGGUGCGCCUGGGGGCCGAGAAGGGGCAGCUGCGGCUGGAGAGGGCCCGCCUGGCCGAGGACGUGGCCGCGCUGCGGGGCAGGCUGGAGGAGGAGGCGCGGCAGCGCGCCGAGCUGGAGGCGGCGGCCCGCGGGCUGGCCCAGCGCUCGGCGCAGGAGGAGAGGGCCCGGGGUCCGCUGGCGGAGCGAGCCCGAGCGCUGCGGGAGGAAGCGGAGCUGCUGCGGAAGCAGCACCAGGCCGAGGUGGGCGCGCUGCUGCGCGGGGCCCGCGCCGAGCUGCCCCCGGAGCCCCCCGCCUCUCUGCGGCCCGGGGUCACCGCCGCGCUGCGCGACCUGCGGGAGCAGCUGGAGGGCACGGCAGCGCGCAGCACGCUGCAGGCCGAGGAAUGGUUCCGCGUGAGGCUGGACAAGCUCUCUGAGGUUGCCAAGGUGAACACAGACGCCAUGCGCGUGGCUCAGGAGGAGAUCUCUGAGUACCGCCGCCAGCUCCAGUCCAAGACCACUGAGCUCGAAACCCUCAAAGGGACACAGGAGUCACUGGAGAGGCAGAGGCAGGACUCAGAGGAACGCCAUCAUGCAGAUGUCCUGUCCUACCAGGAAACCAUCCAGCAGCUUGACAACGAGCUGAGGAACACCAAGUGGGAGAUGGCAGCUCAGCUCCGCGAGUACCAGGAUCUGCUCAAUGUCAAAAUGGCCCUGGACAUUGAAAUUGCUGCCUAUAGAAAGCUCUUGGAAGGAGAGGAGUAUCGGAUCGAGACUGGCUUUGGGAUGGUCUCCUUCCCUGAAGUGGUCCCCAAGGCUCCCAGCAUCGCCGCCAACAUCAAGGUGAAGGGCGAGGAGAAAAUCAAGGUGGUGGAGAAAUCUGAGAAGGAGACGGUGAUUGUGGAGGAGCAGACAGAGGAAAUCCAAGUGACUGAGGAGGUGACCGAGGAGGAGUCUGAGAAGGAAGCUGAAGAGGAGAAAGCUGAAGAAGAGAAGGAAGAGGAGGAAGCUGAACCAGAGGGUGAAGAAGCAGCCAAGUCUCCUGCAAAAGACGAGGCCAAAUCCCCAGCUGUAAAAUCCCCAGAGAAACCUGAGUCCCCUACAAAGGAAGAGGCCAAGUCCCCAGCCGUCAAGUCCCCAGAAAAGCCCUCAACCCCCUCAAAGGAGGAGGCCAAGUCCCCAGCUAAACCUGCAACCCCCUCAAAAGAGGAGGCCAAGUCCCCAGCUGUCAAGUCCCCAGAGAAACCUGCAACCCCCUCAAAAGAGGAGGCCAAGNNNCCAGCUGUCAAGUCCCCAGAGAAACCUGCAACCCCCUCAAAAGAGGAGGCCAAGUCCCCAGCUGUCAAGUCCCCAGAGAAACCUGCAGCCCCCUCAAAAGAGGAGGCCAAGACCCCAGCUGUCAAGUCCCCAGAGAAACCUGUGUCUCCCUCAAAAGAGGAGGCCAAGUCCCCAGCUGUCAAGUCCCCAGAGAAACCCACACCCCCCUCAAAAGAGGAGGCCAAGACCCCAGCCGUCAAGUCCCCAGAGAAACCUGUGUCUCCCUCAAAAGAGGAGGCCAAGUCCCCAGCUGUCAAGUCCCCAGAAAAAGCCAAAUCUCCAGUGAAGGAGGAAGCCAAGUCCCCACAGAAGGAAGUGGCCCCAGCCAAGGAGCCUGUCCCCUCCCCUCCAAAGGAGCCAAAAGCCCCUGCAAAGGAAGAGCAGCGCAAGGAGGAGAAGGCUCCCCCCAAGCCUGCAGCAGAGGGCAGGAAGGAUGAGGCUCCCAAGAAGGAUGCCCCAGCCAAGGCGGAGGAGAAGCCCAAAGAGAAGGUGGCAGCUGGGCCAGAGCCUCCAGCCCCACAGGUGAAGGAGACCAAGGCCGCCUCCAAACCUACUGAAGAAGGGAAAGCUGAGAAGGAUUCUCAGCCAAAACCUCAGCAGGAGGCCGGCAAAGCGGCUGGGAAGGAGCCAGAGAAACCGAAGUCUGAGGAAAAGGUGGAGGAACCAAAGAAGGAGAAGGUGGAAGACCCCAAAUCAAAACCCAAAGAUGACUCCAAAGCCAGUAAAGAGCCUCCCAAAGCUGAGAAGCCCCCCAGCAAGGAGGGCAAAGCCCCAGAGCCGGCACCCGCUGCGGGAAAGAAAUGAGCGGAGCUCCUCUGGGAGCUGGAGCUGCUCCGCUCCCCUCCGAAGGGUGAGACGGGGACGGUCCCCACCCCGGGUCCCCCCCAGCCAGGCCUUACCUUAGCAAUAUGUUUGUGAGAGACACAGCCCCUCGCUGCCCCACGCCAGUGGUAUGUUCCGAUCGCUUCAGUAGCAGAAUGUGAUAUACGCAGAGCGCCACAUUUAAACACUUGAAUUAUAACGAGGAGAACAGAUCCCGGGGGAACCGACUGCCCUUCUCCAAUAAGUGCAUUUAUUUAUUGUAUGUGCAAUCGAUGGACAAGUGCAACUCAGAGCUCUAGCUGCUUGGGACGCGUGCCGCGGGCUGGCUGGCUGAGUCCUUCCCUCGCUGGGUGACGAGCGUCCCUCUGGGCAGUGACCCCGGCUGUAGCUGGCUUUGGGGGAAGAGGUUAGGCACUGCAGGAAUGCUCACGGAAAUACAAAGUGCACUAGGAAACUCGAGUCCACUGUCAAUUGCUUAUGUGCAAUAACCAAAUAAAGUGCUUACAGAGACA